CACUUAUUUUAUAAUCGGAAAGGCUUUUUUAGUUUAAAUGUUUUACUGGUUUGUGAUGCUGAUAUGCGGAUUCGGUUUGUUGAUGCUAGCCACCCGGGAGCAACUCAUGAUGCGUUCAUUUGGAGGGUAAGCGAACUAAGGUCAUGGUUGGAACAAAAGUAUUUAAAUGGAGAAAGAAACUCGUGGUUAUUGGGAGACGCUGGAUACCCACUAGAACCGUGGCUUUUAACUCCCCAUAGAAAUCCAGAAGAUGGUACAUCUCAGAGCCGAUUCAACUUGAAGCAUAAGCAGUGCCGCAACAUCAUUGAGAGAGUAAAUGGUGUUCUCAAAAACAGGUGGAGAUGUCUACUCGGUGCAAGGGAGCUUCACUACCAACCUGACAAAGCCGUGCAAAUAACAAAUGUUUGCUGUGCAUUACAUAACAUUUGCAUUCAUUUCAAUGCUGAUUUUAAUCCUAUGGACCUUCCUAGGACGAGUAUUCAUGAGAGUAAUGCUGACACCGAAGAAUUGGAAAACGAAAUGCCACCUGAUAAUUCAGAGUAUAUGACUGUAUCUCAAAAUAUAAGAACGCAAAUUGGAGAGUCAAUUUAA
Molecule: messenger RNA, 591 nt
Organism: Eupeodes corollae
Lineage: Eukaryota; Metazoa; Arthropoda; Insecta; Diptera; Syrphidae
Product: putative nuclease HARBI1
Exons: 3
Coding region: 64-591 (175 amino acids)
Source: RefSeq, a predicted model, not a curated record